AUGUCAACCCCGGAGUCCCCCUUUCGUGUCAUUGUCGUUGGCGGCGGCGUGGCUGGCCUGGCUGCCUCCCAUGUCCUCUACAAAGCUGGAAUCGACCACGUCGUACUCGAAAAGCGGUCCACUGUCGCGCCACAAGCUGGUGCCAGCAUUGCUAUAUACCCGAACGGGGCUCGGAUUCUGAGCCAGCUGGGCUGUCUGGAUCGGGUGAAGAAGACCACCGUCCGGUGCGGCCGCUGGUAUGCACGGCUCCCAAGCGGCAAGAAGAUUAUAGAUAGUAGCUUUUUCCGCUACCUCGAGGACAAUCAUGGCUUUGGCAUGCUCAACAUCGAGCGGCGGGAGUUUCUUGAAGCCUUAUACGAAACGUUACCUGACAAGACACGCGUCAAGACAAAUUCUCCGGUGCAUAGCAUCACCCAAGAUGAGAAUGGGGUUGAGGUGGUGUUGAGCAAUGGCGAAGUUUAUAAAGGUGAUUUGGUUCUAGGCUGUGACGGGGUCUAUAGCAUGGUGAAGAGUAUCAUGUGGGACUACGCGAACAAGGCCUCGCCGGGGAUGAUUACGGUAAAGGAGAAGACAGCGAUCAAGGCAGAUUACAAAUGCCUGGUCUUCAUGACAACGGGCAUCCCAGAGCUCGGGACCUCCGACCUGACGGUUAUCCACGGAAAACACUACUCGCACUUGUUCACAAUUACCCCACAGCGAGGGUACUUCUUUGUGUACUUCAAGUUGGACAAGCCCUCCACCUGGCCUGCAGUGCCACGAUACACGGACCAGGAUGCGGACGACCUGGCUAGACGUGUCGCCGACCAACCUAUGUCUGAAACGCUGACCUUUGCAGAGAUCUGGAAGCAUCGGGUGCGUGCGACCGUUGUGAACCUCGAGGAAGGCAUAUUGGACCAUUGGUACUUUGGAAGAAUCGCCCUGGCGGGCGACUCGGCGCACAAGGUGAUGCCGAACAUGGCCUUGGGGGGAAAUGCCAGCAUCGAGUCGGUCUCUGUCCUGACAAACCACCUUCGCCAGAUGCUCGUGGAUAACCAUUGGAAGAAGCCGAGCAGCGCCGAAAUCGAGAAGGCGCUCGCUAGAUACCAAAAGGAGCGCCUGGAGCGCAUGAAGAUGAUGCUCAAGUUCUCCUCGAUAACCAACGAAGCGCAGAACUGGCCCACCGUGUGGUACCGGAUCCUGUCGACCUGGCUGAUCCCCCUGCUGCCGCAGCGCGUGCUAGCCGACAACCUGGGGAGGAUCAUCAGUUCGGCGCCGAAGCUGGAUUUCCUCGAGGUCGGGGAGUUCCCUACGGGUCGCAUGCCGUGGAAGUAUACGGCCAACGAGGAUAUCAAACCUAGCAAGAGCGGCUACGGCGGGCUGAGCCAGUUGGGUCUCGGGGUUUAA
This is a messenger RNA of Durotheca rogersii, 1383 nucleotides long. RefSeq names its product FAD binding domain protein. Bases 1 to 1383 code for a protein of 460 amino acids. The transcript is spliced from 5 exons. The record is from RefSeq and is a predicted model, not a curated record. NCBI's taxonomy places the organism in Eukaryota, Fungi, Ascomycota, Sordariomycetes, Xylariales, Xylariaceae. Gene Ontology annotation, molecular function: FAD binding.